Messenger RNA from Maudiozyma saulgeensis, 1347 nucleotides. Lineage: Eukaryota; Fungi; Ascomycota; Saccharomycetes; Saccharomycetales; Saccharomycetaceae. The record is from the annotation of a GenBank genome assembly.
AUGGCUGCUAAGACUGAUGUUAUUGAUCCUAAAUUACCUGAGGGUAGAUUGGUAAGUAAAUUUUUUAAUAAAAUUUCAGGACAACCUGAUUCAUUUAUCAAUAGAGGAAAUUAUGACUUCGGAAAGACUUUAGGGGCGGGAACGUUUGGAUUAGUACGAGAAGCUAUGAAUAUCUCAACAGGUGAAAAAGUUGCAGUGAAAAUUCUUUUAAAGAAAGCAUUAAAGGGUAAUGAUGUUCAAUUGCAAAUGUUAUAUGAUGAAUUAUCAUUAUUACAACAUUUACAUCAUCCAAAUAUUGUAGAAUUUAAAGAUUGGUUCGAAUCUAGAGAUAAAUUUUAUAUUGUCACACAAUUGGCUACUGGUGGUGAAUUAUUUGAUAGAAUCUUAAAACGUGGGAAAUUUACAGAAUUAGACGCAGUUAAGAUCGUCAUACAAAUGUUAGCUGCUGUAGAAUAUAUGCAUGCACAAAACGUUGUCCAUAGAGAUUUAAAACCGGAAAAUAUUUUAUAUGUUGAUAAAUCUGAAAGUUCGCCAAUAGUGAUUGCAGAUUUCGGUAUUGCUAAAAGAUUGAAAAGUAAAGAUGAAUCUAUUAACAAAGCUGCAGGUUCUUUAGGGUAUGUAGCUCCGGAGGUGUUAACAAGUAAUGGUCAUGGAAAACCAUGUGAUAUUUGGUCCCUAGGGGUUAUUACAUAUACUUUACUUUGUGGGUAUUCUCCAUUUAUCGCCGAAAGCGUAGAUGGCUUCUUAGAGGAAUGUACCGAAGGGACACAUCCCGUAAAAUUCCAUUCCCCUUAUUGGGAUAACAUUACUGACGAUGCAAAGAAAUUUAUUUUACGUGCAUUGACUUUAGAUCCAUUGAGGAGACCUACAGCUACACAGUUAUUAGGUGACCCAUGGAUUAUGGAUAUGAAUGUCAGUAGAGGAAGUACCAAUAUUUUACCAAACGUCAAGAAAGGAUUCGAUCUACGUGGGAAAUUACUUAGAGUUAUUGAUAAUGUUAAAUUGGAAAAUAAAUUAAGAAGAUUAAGAAAUUUGUAUAUUGCUGAAAAUGAUUUGGAUGAAGAUUUACAGGAGAAAGAAUUAAAAGAGGAUCCUUUAACAACUGUAGCAGAUUCAUUGCACGAUUUGAGACUAGAUUCAAAGAAAGAACUUAAUAAAUUAACAGCCGAACAAUGUAAAUUGAAGAGUGCAUUAGCUGAGGAAUCAUUCGCUUCUAUUGUUAAGGCUGUAACUAGUGAUCGAAAAAAAUUAAUAGAUGGUAUUACACGUCCCAGCCAAGCUUCUAAGUCUACUGCACAAUCAGAACAAUCUUCAAAAACUCAAAAUACUAUAAGUGAAGAACCUUAA